Molecule: messenger RNA, 7806 nt
Organism: Sciurus carolinensis (gray squirrel)
Lineage: Eukaryota; Metazoa; Chordata; Mammalia; Rodentia; Sciuridae
Gene: Fbxo8
Product: F-box protein 8
Exons: 6
Coding region: 262-1221 (319 amino acids)
Biological process (GO): regulation of ARF protein signal transduction
Molecular function (GO): guanyl-nucleotide exchange factor activity; protein binding
Source: RefSeq, a predicted model, not a curated record
UAGGAAACGUCAAAACCCGGACAGUCCGCAGCUCUGGCUCCUGCAGCUUGAGGUGCUCGGAGUUCACAGAGGUCUGGUGCUGUUUCUGGUACUCUCGCCACCGUCAUCUUCACCGGCGUGAACAAGUAAAGUUUGAACAGACUUCUCCAUGGCCUGGGCAUCAGUUCCCGGCUGAGCCAUUUUCUUUUUGGCUUAAAGCCCCCGCCCAGAGGCCGAUUCGUCGCGGCGGCGGUGGAGAUCGCAGGUCGCUCAGGCUUGCAGAUGGGUCAAGGGCUGUGGAGAGUGGCCAGAAACCAGCAGCUACAACAGGAAAGCUAUAGUGAGCAAGGCUACCUCACCAGAGAGCAGAACAGGAGAAUGGCUGCAAGCAACAUUUCUAACACCAGUCAUCGUAAACAAGUCCAAGGAGGCAUUGAUAUAUAUCAUCUUUUAAAGGCAAGGAAAUCUAAAGAACAAGAAGGAUUCAUUAACUUGGAAAUGUUGCCUCCUGAGCUAAGCUUUACCAUCUUGUCCUACCUGAAUGCAACUGACCUCUGCUUGGCUUCAUGUGUUUGGCAGGACCUUGCUAAUGAUGAACUUCUCUGGCAAGGCUUGUGCAAAUCCACUUGGGGUCACUGUUCCAUUUACAAUAAGAACCCACCUCUAGGAUUUUCUUUUAGAAAACUGUAUAUGCAGCUGGAUGAAGGUAGCCUUACCUUUAAUGCCAACCCAGAUGAGGGAGUGAACUACUUUAUGUCCAAGGGUAUCCUAGAUGAUUCACCAAAGGAAAUAGCAAAGUUUAUCUUCUGUACAAGAACACUGAACUGGAAAAAGCUGAGAAUAUAUCUUGAUGAAAGGAGAGAUGUCUUGGAUGACCUUGUAACAUUGCAUAAUUUUAGAAAUCAGUUCUUGCCAAAUGCACUGAGAGAAUUUUUUCGUCAUAUCCAUGCCCCUGAAGAGCGUGGAGAAUAUCUUGAAACUCUUAUUACAAAGUUCUCACAUAGGUUCUGUGCUUGUAAUCCUGAUUUAAUGCGAGAACUUGGCCUUAGUCCUGAUGCUGUCUAUGUACUGUGCUACUCUUUGAUUCUACUUUCCAUUGACCUCACUAGCCCUCAUGUGAAGAAUAAGAUGUCAAAAAGAGAAUUUAUUAGAAAUACCCGUCGUGCUGCUCAAAAUAUUAGUGAAGAUUUUGUAGGGCACCUUUAUGACAACAUCUACCUUAUUGGCCAUGUGGCUGCAUAAAAGCACAAUUACUAGGACUUCAACUUUCUACUUCAGACUAAAAGCUACCCAAGGACUUAUUUAGCAAAUAUGGGGGUUUCAUCAGUGCUGGCCCUUCUAGCCUCUGUAUACAAUCAAGCUUGAGUAUACAACCUCUUUUUCUUUCACUAUUUUAUUUUUUAGUAAUUUUCUUGGAGAACUAAGUAAUUAAGAUUUUUCUUAAUUUUGCUUAUCAUGGUUUGCACAAAGCACAGCCAUUGUCUGACUCAACUGUUGAAAAUAUGUUAAACUGACAUACAUUAUACUCUAUAAGAUGGUGUAUUUGUGCAUUAGAUUUGCCUGAAAAACUUUAUUCAUUUACAUUCUUUUUUUAAGAUUCCAUGUAAUGUGUACAUAUUGAAAGAGAUUUAUAAUCAUAAUUAUUUUAUUGUAAAGAUUUUAACUAAAGUUUUUUUUCCUUUUCUCUCAAACUGGUUCUGAAAUUUAUUUGGUUCUGAUCUGAGAAUAUUGUUGUCUUUGUAAAAGUAGGAUCUGGCUUCAGAUGGAAACCAAUACCAGCUUUCCUUGUCUUUGAACUUUCAAGAGUGUUGAUUUGUUACUAUAUUACUAUGCAAAACUGGCACUUAUUUGUAUAAUAUAAAUUUAUCAUUUGAUUUUUCAUUUUUAAAACUUUUGAGUUAGUCAAUUCUCAGUAAGUCCUUUAAACCACUUAGAAUUUAAAAAUGUCUGAACUUAACAUCUACACUUACCAGAACAGAAUAAAAUAUUAGAACUCUGAUAAAUCUUUGCUUGCUUAUAGCUGAACUAGUCAAACUUGACUGUUUUCAUAAUAUUGAUAAUCUCUGUUCAGAAUUCAGUAAGAAAGGGAUAUUGUGAAUGAUAGUCUUUGUUCAUUAACUCAGUCAGUGUUCAUCAAGGGACUUCCAUGUGCUAAGUACUGUGCUAGGUAUUAGUGAUACCUAGGCAUGAGUUCUGAAUUCACAGGUGUUACAUGAUUGGAUAAAUCCUACGAAAUGGAGAGCAAAUGUAUUCAGUGCAUCUUAAUAAUUAUUUAAUGAUUAAAAUACACAGCAUUGGAUUGAUAGAGAACAUUGUAUUUACAUAGUAAGAUAAACAACAAAAGGUUUGGAGUGACACAGAAUGUGAUGGUAGAGCUGCUAGCUUGAGGAAGGGGAGUGGGAGUGGAGACUUCAUACUGGAGGUGUAGAAUCCUGGCUUCCUUUCGGAUCUGACCCUGAAUCCAUAGAGAUUGUUAAUAUUACAGCUGCAGUGGUGUACUGUAGGUUUUUCACAGACAAAAUAUAAGGUAAUCAAAUCAUUUUUAAUGCCAGAGGGAAUUCUAAACUAAUAGGAAACAGUUUCUAAAUUCUGAAUCAAUAUUUAAGUAAUAUUCACAUGUACAUAAUUUUGAAUUCCAUAACAAAAUAAUUCUAAUUUGUAAAGUUCAGACUAAUUUAUUAAGCUUCAAAAGACAAAGAGCAGUGGUAACGUAUUUUCUUUUGUUCAUGUAUUCCAGUGGCACAUAGACUUCUGUGUCUACUCCUCUUUUUUCUAUUCCUCUCGAUUGCUGUCUUUUUAAAUUUCAGUAUCUCUUUUUUUUUUAAUAGCCCCCACUUCCCAAUUUUUUCUCUUUUAUCAGUCUUAUUUUUCUAUUACUAUGAUCCGAUUAUUAAAGUGGAUUGGCAAUAUCUUUUUUUUCCCAACAUUUUCUUAUGGAAAUUUUCAAGCAUAUAGAAACAUUGACAUAUUUUACAGAGAAUGCCUAUACAUACCACAUGGAUUCUACAAUUAAAAUUUUACUGUAUUUAUUUUAUCACAUAUUUAUCCCUCCCUCUUUCCCUCAAUGAAUCCAUUUUAUUAGUUUGGUACAGGUUAAAAUAAGUUUCAAACAUCAAUACACUUCUUUCCUAAAGACUUAAACUUGCAUAUCUUUAAUUAAAAGUCUAUUUUUUUAGUUUUCUUCCUUUGAGAUAAAACUUACAUUCAGCAACAGAACUCUUCUGCGUACUAAUCAAUGAAUCUUCACAUAGACAUGUAUCUGUGCAAGCCAAACCAGCGUGACUAUAGAGACCCAUUUAUGCCGUCCUCCCAUCCACUCUUAUUCUUGUCAUAUAUUACAUACAGUAUAUGUUACAUGUUGUAAUUUGCCUUGAACAAGCAUAUACACUUUAAAUAAAUUAGGAAAAAAUUCUCUUUCAUACUUACCCAGGUUAUCAUUUCUGAUAUUCUUAUCUGAUGAUCCAAGUUUUCUUGCAGUAUUGCUCCUUUCAAAAUGAAAAAACGAUUUCUAUUUCAGUUCAUGUCUGCUAAAAAUGUCUGUUUUCCUUUGUGAAGAAUUUUUUACUGAAUAUUUCUGAGUUGACAUUUUUCCCCUAUAAUGAUAUUAUUUCACUAUUUCCUGACUUCUUAUUUCUGAUGAGAAGGCAGUAGUGUUCGAAUUGUUUUCCCCAUGUUUGAUGUCAUUUCUCUCUGAGUGUUUUAUUUCAUCCAAUAUUUUUUAAUCUCAUAUAGUCUCAGGUUUUUUUAGACUUGAUUUUUUUUCUAAUCUUGUUUUCCUCAUUUAGGUUUUUUUCUCUUGAUCUGUAUUCCAGUUUACUAACUCUUACAUAAUCAUUCUCCUUUUAGGCCUCCAAUAAAUAUUUUUUAAAUUGCUGCAUUUUUUAAUUCUAGAAAUUUCCUUUAGCUUUUAUAACUUAUAUCUCAAUGCCAAGAUUUCUUAUCUUUUUAGUUUAUUACAAGCACAUUUUCCCUUACAUUCUUAAGCAUAGUUAGAAAAGCUGCUUUAAAAUAUUUGUCUGCUCAUCCUAAUAUCCUGGAGCAUAUCAGUGUUGAUCUUUGGUUUUCUUUUCUUUUGAGAAUGGGUUACAUUUUCCUGUUUCUUCAUAUGCUGAGUAACUUAGACUGUGUUCUGGACAUGGUGAAUAAGAUGUAAUAGAAGCCCUGGAUUCCUAUAUGUUUCUCCAGAUACUUUUUUCCGCCCCCAAACAGGCAGUUAACCUGACUAAACUUCCAACUAUAAUCUCUGGCUCCCCUGUAGUUGAUGGCAGCUCAAAUUUCAGUUCAGUUCUUUCAUUAGGCAGCUCUACUUUGAGUCGUUUCUAUGUGUGCAUGCUUCAGAGACCACCAGAAUUGGGGGCAAGGUCCAUACACAGGAUUUGAGACUCUCAUUGGUUCUUUCCUUGCCAGGCUUUCCCUCUGCAUUUUCCAGUAGCAGCCAUGACCCCGAACUCUAACCUGUAGUUCUUCACAUCAACAAAACAAUGGGUUCCACAUGAUGCAAAGUGGGGACUGCCUUUGGGCUAAUGAUCAGAAUGGGAAGUUUAUUCAAUGCCAUGUUCUCUACUACCCAAAAUUUUGUAGGAUCAGCUUGUUUUGGGUUGCUUUCUACUACUUUUGAGUCACUGAUUUUUCUUUAUAGCCCAGAGUUUGUAGUUUUAUCUGUUGGAAGGUUGAAAGAGCUACUUGACUAUCACUUAAAGUGAAACCCUCUCUAAUUGAGUAGUAUUCUUUUUAUGAUUACUGAUUAGGGAUUUAUUCCUCAUUAUUUUUAAAAAUAGGUGAUUAGAAAUUUUUAACAUGUUCCAUCUUUGAAGACCCUUAAUAAUAAACACUACAUUAGUCAUUCAGUGUUUCCCUGUAGGGGUUCUAUUGGUUUUGAGGGAAGGUUAGUCGUCAUCAUGGGAUGAAUUUUUGUAUUGUAUGUAAUGUCACAUACAGUACAGUGCAUAACCAUGCUUGGAUCUUGCUACUAGAUGCCAGUAGCCUCUCCCAGUCAUUAUAUACAAAUAAUGUUUCCAUAUAUUCAGAUGUCUGCUGGGGAAGCAAAUUACCUAUAAUGAGAAUUGCAUCGUCUUUCAGAUUUAACAAUUACAUCUUUCUAAAACACAAAUCUUGAUGACACUUCAAAGUCCUCUUUUGCCCUAAAAAUAGCUAAGUAUAACCUCCUUAGCAUGGUAUUUAAGACCUUUCGCAAUCUGACCUCAGCUUAUCUUUAAAGCUUCAUUUCUAAUAACAUUCCUCAACUAUGGUCUGAUUUUUCUUUGCCUUUUAUAAGCUCUCUUUCUCUGAUACCUUUUUCUUGCCUGUAUAUCUAAUGUUCCUCUACUAAUCAUCUGAGAGUCACCUCAAAUGUAAUUUCUUUUUCAAAACUCUCAAACUGUUAGACACACCGCUAGUGUUAAUCACUUCUUCCUCUGUACACUGUGACACUCCGUACAUAUCUUUUUUAUAAUAGUUAUACUAUUAUUAUCUAUAUGUCCAACUUUUUUGUUAAACAUGAUCUUAAGAUUGGACUGCUCCCAACCAGCCAGGUUCUGUUUCAAGUUCUGAAUUAGGGAAGUGGCAGAGGAUGUAAAGAGAAGUGAUAAAUUUGGAAAUUGAUAGGAUUUGGUGAUUUUGGAAAAAGAUUUCUAAUCUGAGUGCCUGGUUGUUCUGUUAUAAAAGGUAGCUACUAGGAAAAGCAACAGGUGGAGUAAAAUGUAAAGAAUUUUCCCUAUUUUUGCAUAUUUUGAACUUCAAUGAAUGAAUAGAGUUUUCAUUGACUGUAGCCAGAAAUAGGACUAGAGUUAAAAGUAAAGGGAGGGCCGGAGUCGUAGCUCAGUGGUAGAGCACUGGGUUCAAUCCUCAGCACUAUAUAAUAAAAUUAAGUAAAUAAAAUAAAGGUAUUGCAUCCAUCUACAACUAAAAAAAAAUUUUUUUUUAAGUAAAUGGAACUGGAUGUGUAAGUUGGAGUACACAUCAAUAUUUAAAGCAUUUUGAGUGAUGCAUGGAAAAGCUAACAUUUCUUAGAAGUAUAAGAAUAAAGAAAUAAUUGGAAAAUAUAUUAUUUUAGGUUUUGGUAGAGAAAAAAGAAGAGUCAGAAAAGAGGGUUCAUCAAACCUUUAGAAACACUAGAGAAGAAUAGUAUCCCAAUGACUAAAGAAGGAAAUUGUCAAGAAGGGUGCUGAAUUUUAUUGCAGCCCAAGGAAGUUUUUUCUCAUCUACACUCAACCUUCUUGAGUCUACCUUUCCACCUGGGACUGAGUUCUUUGAGGCUAGAAAAUCACCAUACUGCUAAUGGCUUUUAUAUGGUUGUUAGCAAAUAUUCCCUUACCCGAGAUGUAAUCUGAGCUCUGCUGAAACCCACAAGAGUGCUUAGGCCUGUCUACACCUCCCUUCCCCAAUAAGGGUUGUGUUGUUUCAAGCCCAGAAUGCACUAUGCCAGUAGGGUACUUCUUGUGAAUCCUUCCCACACAGUCACCGGCUAUGUUUUCUAAGAUACAGAUCAUGUUGUGAAAGAGAAAAGGAAAGAAGGGGAAACGAAGGAAGGAGAAAGAGGAGAAAGGGGAAGGAAAGGCUGAAAAACAAAGAAGGAAAAGGAGAAGGGUAAAGGAGAAAAGAGAGAAGGAGAGGGCAGAGAAGAAAAGAAGAAACUACUUAAAUCUUUUAGAGCCUCCUCCAAAUUUGUCAUCAGCAUGAUUUUUCCUGAGUCUGUUCUGGUGAAUCUAACAUUCUGAUUGUAAUGAAUGCUCUAUUUUCAUCUUUCACUCCGCUUUCUGGGAAACUGUUAAAUGCUCCUUCAUGUUUACCUGUUGAAAUGUUAUUCAUCCUUCAACAUUCUCAAAUUCUGUUCCCUCCAGGACAACUUUUCUCAGUCCUUGCAGAUGGAAAUUUAAUUCUUCUUAUGUCUCAUUCAGUUCUUAACAUAGAUGUUUCCCAAAAGCAGUUUCUUGAAUUAUUUUAGCUCUGGUUCAGUUACUAUAUAAGUAUAUAGAAAGAGCUUUACUGGUUUCAUUUUUACAAAACACAUUCAGAUUUUUCAGGUGUACACAAUAUAUAAUUAUUUAACUUUAAAUAAUUUUUAAGACAGGUUCAACCUGUGUAUUUUUUGAAACAAAUUCAUCUCUCUAGGACUUAUAAAUAUCUGGAUAAAUCACUAUUGCUUUAAAUUUGUCUCCCUUUUUUUAACUUCAAUAAUUUAAGUCUAAUCUUGUUAGUUCUUUUAAUUAUUCUUUCCAAUUUUUGGCAAUAUUAUUAAUAUCAAUGAAUACAGAGCUAAUGAAAGUCGACUUAUUCAGUUGUAAUAUUUAAAAUAACAAUCUCUUUAUUCUAAUUGUAGCCUAUUUUCUGGUGUCUAAAGUGUUCUUUGUUUUCUUAAAUAUUACAAAUACCUAUAAUUUCUUUUCAAGCACUCAUAAAUGAAUGGAGCCUCUUUUAGGAAGCAAUCCUAAGGAAAUAAUAAAAAUAGGGAAAAGGGAGUGUGUAUCCCCUUCAUAACAUCCUUAUUUUUAAAGGAAAAGAAAAAAAAGAUGGAAACACGUGGAAUGCCCAAAACUUGGGGCAGUUUUAAGAAAUAACCAACAAAUAUUUGAGUAUGGACUAUGUACAUGACACUAUGCUAGGGACUGGUCAGGUAGACCAAAAUACAUUCUCGUGAUAUGUUACUGUGAAGCCAUGAUGUUUCUGAAUAAUAUGGGAAACCACUUAUAAAUAUAAAAGAUAUGAAAUUAUAUGUGUAUAUACAUAUGUACAUACACACAUUAUAAUAAUCAUAUAAACCAUGAAUGGAAAGAAGAGACUGGAAUAAAAGAUACCAUAUUAUAAUGGAUUUUUUCUUAUUUCUUCUUU